AUGAGCUCGCUCCUGGCGGCGCUCACGGCGUCUCUAUUAACCGACGGUGCAGCGCUCAGACGCCUCACCGGCGAGGUUCGAUCUGCAUUCGACAAACCAUCCGAUAUCACAUUCACGUCUGUCUCUAAGCUCCCGUAUCUCGACGCCUGUGUCAAAGAAUCGCUGCGAUUGCAUCCACCAACCCCCGGGGCACUUCCUCGCGCUGUGCCUGAAUCAGGGGCCGUGAUCGCUGGCCGCUGGGUCCCUGGGGGGACUAGAGUCUAUGUGACUAUCCUAGCGUCCACCCAGUUCUCUGCCAACUUCCACCAGCCCGACUUGUUUUGCCCUGAACGGUGGUUGGAGGGCUCUGGCGCUGAGUUUUCCAAAGACAACAGAGCAGCGUAUCAGCCAUUUUGGUUUGGCCAGCGGAACUGCAUUGGGCUAGAGAUGGCACAGCUUGUCAGUCGACUAAUUAUCUGCAAGCUUCUCUACAACUUUGACGUCGAAGCGGUGUCGGAUUUAGAGCAGUGGAGAGCGAAUGCGAGGGUGUACACUGUUAGGGAUUACGCUCCAAUGCUCGUCAGGCUUAUACCAGUUAAUUCCAUGGUGGUAAAGUAG
Messenger RNA from Aspergillus mulundensis, 597 nucleotides. RefSeq lists its product as uncharacterized. The coding region runs from base 1 to 597 and encodes 198 amino acids. Lineage: Eukaryota; Fungi; Ascomycota; Eurotiomycetes; Eurotiales; Aspergillaceae. The transcript is spliced from 3 exons. The record is from RefSeq and is a predicted model, not a curated record. Gene Ontology annotation, molecular function: monooxygenase activity; heme binding; oxidoreductase activity, acting on paired donors, with incorporation or reduction of molecular oxygen.